GACAGAACAGAGAGGCGGCUGGUGUCCACAAUGUCGGGCAGGAAGCCCCGGUCUGUGGCGAACCCCCUGGAGUCUGCUAUCACCACACCGAGUGAGAGGAUCCUGAAAGAAUGCCACACUCUGUAUGUCGACAGCGAAAACGGCCUGGUGAAGAUUGCCAGCAGCCUUGGGGUCCGGCUCUUGCCUCCCAGGAAGAAGAUCGUUGUGAUGAUAAUGGGUAACCACUCUGCAGGGAAGAGCUCCUUCAUCAACUGGUAUGCUGAAGAGCACAUACAGAAAGCAGGCGUCGCCAUUGAAACGCAGGGUUUCACCUUCAUCACAAGCGGCCGCAAAAGAGAGUCACUGACGGGGAAUGCAACCCUACAUCUCUACCCUCACUUUCGACCAAUCCUCGAGUUCAAAGGUGUUAUGGACUAUCUGUCUGCCGAGAUCUCCACCUCCAAGCAGAAGAAGUUCAGUCUGGUGACAUUUGUGGACACGCCGGGUUUGGUGGACGGGGACAUGGUCUACCCUUUUGAUGUCAACAGCGCCAUCACCUGGUUGGGCGAACAGGCCGACCUGGUGUUCGUGUUCUUCGACCCGAUGGGUCAGGCGCUCUGCAAACGCACCCUCAACAUCGUGGAGAAGCUGAGCGAGAAGUGUGGAGACAAGCUGUUGUUCUACCUCAGCAAGGCCGAUGAAGCUGGGAAUGAAACAGACAGACAGAGGGUGAUGAUGCAGAUAGUCCAGGAACUGUGUCGCCGUCCAGGUCUCAACAAAUGUGGUUUUGAGAUGCCGACAAUCUACAUCCCCAACCCCCAGAAGCCGAGCCGGUGCGUGAACCAGAUCGACGGGGUGUGUCAGACCAUCGAGAAGACCAUCAACCAGGCCGUUCAGAAGACUCUGGAUCAGCUGGAGAAAGACUGUGACCUUAUUUGUUCCACCAUCAGCACCAAACUACACAAGGACAGGGCCGAUGUGACCUACAACAAAAGCGUCCGUCGUCACUCGUUCCUGUGCGGCGCUCUGGGCAUUGUCCUUCCUACCCUCCUCAUCCUCAGUUUCAUUGUGAACACUGUCUCCAAAGAGCAGCUGGACGAGCUGCUGGGUGAAGGGCCUGCUCGGUUCAUCUCCGUCCUCACAGGAAUCGUGAUGUUUUUAUGGGACUGGAUACCAGAAGAUGGACAAGUUUUGUUUGUCAUCGUUUUUGGAGCUUUUUGCUACCUCCUGCUUUUCCUAGCAAAGUAUUUUGCAGGCCGAGGGAAUAAGACUCUGACGAAGAAGGAGAAGAGGGUGAUGGCAGAGUACAGCGAUUACAUCCAGGAUAUCGUCAAAACUAAGAAGGGGAAAUUGUACGAAUGGUACCUCCAGCAGUGUGCAGCAGAAUAUGACCUCUGACCUCAGGUAAGCUGAGGACGCAGCUCAGCAUACUGCUGCAAGAGUUUUGUGAAAAGCGGCCCAUCUGCCACCGUGCAUCGUUUGGUAUUUAUAGUGGAAUCAGCAGGACUUUCAGGUGAUCAUCCACCGAACGAUCAGGUUUUUCUCUUCUCGGUCCGGCAGGUGUAACAGAGAUCACUGCCAACAUUUAUCAUCUCAAGAUCUUAGUCUAAGUGCCUUCAGUGCAGGAGAAGCUGUGAUUGUCGUCGUUUGAUGAGAGCAAAUUUCAUUCAUAAUGUGAAUCAAUUUUUUGUCAAUACUAGAAGGAAUUGUUUACAAAUGGACUUUUUUUCUAAUUUCCUCACCUGCAGCUGCUUUCUGCCAGCGGACAUGUUUUUUACGAUGUCCUCUGUGCUCUGUCUGUCUUCGUGGUCCUCACUGCACCGUCCUGAAGUCUGACGGUUAUAAAAUAAACACUCGGGCAUUACAGUGGAACAUUUCCUCAAAUAUUUUCAUACCAAUAAGAGCUGCAGGCUUCCUCCUGCCUCCAAAGAGUCUCUGUCCUCCUCCUAGACAUUUGUUGUGUGAUUUGUGAAGCCAUCAGAUGCUCAUAUGUAAAUCUCUGUCAUGUGAUGAUAUUCACUGAAACCGCAGUACAGACCUUUGAUUUAAGUACUUUAAUACUACAGUGAACCUGGCGAGCAGUGGAGUCUGUCACUGCACUGAUGUGUGUCUCCUAGCUGUCCGUGACCACUGAACUCUCCAUGUUGUCUAUGGAAUUAGAUUCAUGGAUCUAAUACCAUGUACUGCCUUCACUCCAGUGUUUGUAGACAUAUUUAUUAGUCUUUGAGGUGCUUUUAACCCAAAUAAUGUAGAAAAACCUUUGUGGGCUGUUUUGCAAUAUUAUUGUGAACCCUGUCAGUGUGUGUGUUAGAUGCCUUCUCAUUAGGGAAAAUCUUUGUUUUAUGAGAUAUUCCAUUUAUAAAUUAUGUGUGAAUUUAUCUACUCUGUGUCAUUUGUGUGUUAAGUGUUUGUAUUUUAUGAAACUGAGACUCUUGACUUGUCUAGAAAUGUUUUUUAGUAAUCCCGACUCAAAGAAUGAAACUUGUCAUAAAGCUGCAAACUAUGCUCUGUCUCUUCCGUGAAAAUUAUUAAACAUUUUCUACUGAC
Molecule: messenger RNA, 2526 nt
Organism: Chelmon rostratus (copperband butterflyfish)
Lineage: Eukaryota; Metazoa; Chordata; Actinopteri; Chaetodontiformes; Chaetodontidae
Exons: 12
Coding region: 31-1377 (448 amino acids)
Molecular function (GO): GTPase activity; GTP binding
Source: RefSeq, a predicted model, not a curated record